GUCAAAUAUUCCUGUCAAAUAUUCCAUUGAUGGUACGCAACUCCACGUCUCGUCUCUCUCCGUACUCCAGUGAGAUUGCGCUGGCACCACACUUGGAAUCUUACAUCAGUUACGCUAUACUGAAGGUUUCUAGAAAGAUUAAACAGAAAAUGGAGGAAUCAGAACCAUCUCAGUAUCUAAGAUGUGUACGUAAAGGCAAAGCUCCAUACUGGUAUAUGCAAGUGACUUUAUUAUAUGAAAGUGGUGAGAAGGAAACGGAUGUCCUGCAGCUCAAACACAUAAUCAUGCAAGCAUUAACUGAAAUAUUUGGUCAGGUUGGUGCUAGUGACACCAUUGACGUGCUAAAGCUUUCUUCUGGAAACGCCCUGUUACGAGUACCCACAAGAUCAUUUGUGAAAUUAUGGGGUGCCCUAACAUUGUAUGGAAAAUAUAAAGGUCGGCUUUGUGCAUUCAGAGUGCAUCAGGUGUCUCCUAAUCUGAUGGGUCUGGCUUGCAACAGCAGGGAAUUUAAGAUACCAGGUCUCUAUGAUGGACAUUGAUAUAUCAUGAGUGAAGACUUAUUCAUUCAUUGGUCCCUUGACUAGUACCAGUCUUUAAGUGGGAAGCACAUGGAUAGAUUUGGCAGCUGACAAGACCUACCUCUCAUGCCUGUCUUAAAUGAUGGUAGCAGAUCCUGCACGGGACAACCAGUCCACUCCUUCACAUUUCUGCUGGCUACCUCAACAUCAACCUUUCAAGGUGCGUUGAAGGAAGUUCUCCAACAGAGUGCCAUACUGAAUCAGACCAACUUAUGCCACUAUUGCAAGUAGGUGUUCCUGGUGUUCUAUGAGUGGGACAACUAUACUUAUGAAGUCAUUGGUUUUUAUAUUCCCCGUACAAGAUAUAGAGCAGCCCCACCUCAGACACUUGUCUUAAAUUCCUGGAUUCUUGUCUCAGUUCCAAAAUUUAAAGUUCAUAUUCAUAUCUGUUAAGCUGGAUCGGUACUAUGAGGGAUUUGCAGAUUGUACUUUAUAGUAAAUCCGAUGUUAUAUUCUGUGCCAGAUUGCGUGUAGCUUAGCCAUUACUGCUAUUGUGAAGAUAUUGCUUUGAAUGGGUUUAUGAUUGUUGAAGUAUAAUUGCUUUUGUGGUUGUCUGUGUAAGAGAAAUAGGUGGAGAGAAGAUGGAGGAGUGGUAUUGAUAUUGCGAAUCUUGUAUUUAUAAAGAUUUUGUGAACACUUGAAAUAUGUUGACAUGUUAAGAAUGUGGGUGGAGUUGGGAGAAAAAAUGACUACCAGCGAAUGAGAAGGGAAGUUGGUGCAUGUCGGGCACAGCCCAUCAUCCUUGGGAAAGAUGAUGAUUCAUAUUGUGCUGCAGUGAGAUCUUCUGGCAUAAAUCAUAUUGUUGCUGUUCCUUCUCGCUUCUCUCAUUCCCUCUGAGGCACAGUCAUGUGUGAAACUGACUGGCUUUAAAAUUACUUUCAUAUACCACAUAAAGGCACUGCAGUUGCUUAGUGCUUAGAGUCUGGUGAGAAUAUGUUGUUGAAUGGAAGCUGUCCACUUUCUGUAUCUAAUGCAUCAACAACUGCUGAUAUACCACAGCAAUCCAUUCUCGGACAAUAAAUGUGAAAAAAGGUA
Molecule: messenger RNA, 1613 nt
Organism: Pomacea canaliculata
Lineage: Eukaryota; Metazoa; Mollusca; Gastropoda; Architaenioglossa; Ampullariidae
Product: ribonuclease P protein subunit p14-like
Exons: 6
Coding region: 30-539 (169 amino acids)
Source: RefSeq, a predicted model, not a curated record